Molecule: messenger RNA, 474 nt
Organism: Sesamum indicum (sesame)
Lineage: Eukaryota; Viridiplantae; Streptophyta; Magnoliopsida; Lamiales; Pedaliaceae
Source: RefSeq, a predicted model, not a curated record
AUGAGCCACCGAAAGAUACGUUCGCACGGGUCCGUGCCGUUUUCGUGGGAAGAAAAGCCUGGAGUUCCCAAAUUCAACCACCAAAAGUCCUCCUCAGAUAUCAUGAGCUUAAAUGCUCUCCAAAUCAUGCAGCCUGUGCCUGAUAAUUUCAGCAGCUCCAUCAGUAUUCCACCGCCUCCAUGCACGUCUCAACCCCCACGAAGGAGCUACUCCGGCAAGGUCUCUUGGUUGCAUGAUGAUCCGUUCAUUGCAGCCUUAAAGUCUUGCACGAAAAGUGUUACCAACGACAGACGAAGCGAGGGAUUAAGGCAGAAAGGCAAUGAGUCCAAGAGGAAUAGUUAUAGCAAGAGUAGUCUGUUUUCGUGCAAGGAGUCUUGUAAUGUUGAGAGUGAUCAUUUGGUGAAGCUGUCCAAGUUUCCUCCUAUUCCUAAGGAGAGAUACAGCCGCAGAUCGUUUGUUAAGAGCUCAGAGUAA